Molecule: messenger RNA, 600 nt
Organism: Caenorhabditis briggsae
Lineage: Eukaryota; Metazoa; Nematoda; Chromadorea; Rhabditida; Rhabditidae
Exons: 5
Coding region: 1-600 (199 amino acids)
Source: RefSeq, a predicted model, not a curated record
AUGGCGAUUUGUGAUUGUUGGUUGCAAAUCCAGAUUGGCCGAAUCCUAACAUUCGAAUCGGAAUCUCAGCUUUCAUGUUUCUACGAACCACUUGAAGUCGGAAUGAUUCUGAACAUUGGCAUGCGGCCAACAUUCGAUUCGGUGUACCCAAUGCAAUUCCGUGUCACAUCGCCAAGCGGGGACUUUUCGGACUGGGCAAGUGGAGAUGGCGAUGCUCAUAUGGAGCAUAAUACGACAGAAAAUGGAGCAUAUGAGAUUUGUGUUUAUACGAGAAGACCAAUGAAAAUCAACUUGUAUUUGCAGUUUUAUUCGCCGGAGAAGAUGGAAAAGUCGCUGAACGCCUUCUUCGACCAUAACAAAAUCUCCAAGGACAUUCAGAAUUCGGUGAUGGCUUCAACGCAUCGAAUUUAUAAAAUUUAUUAUCAUUUGAAGUUUUAUAAUCAGAUGGUAGUCCGUGACGAAGCUCUCCAACUCCACAAUUCAGAAUUCAUCCAAAACUACAAUAUCGCAUUCUGCAUCGUCGCAAUUUUGAUCACUAUUUCACAAGUGUACUAUGUCCGGAAGUUGUUCAGAAUCGAUCCGAAUAGAAUUCAGUUUUAG